Torulaspora delbrueckii is the source of this 261-nucleotide messenger RNA. RefSeq names its product long-chain fatty acid transporter ACB1 (gene ACB1). NCBI's taxonomy places the organism in Eukaryota, Fungi, Ascomycota, Saccharomycetes, Saccharomycetales, Saccharomycetaceae. Gene Ontology annotation, biological process: fatty acid metabolic process. Gene Ontology annotation, molecular function: long-chain fatty acyl-CoA binding. The transcript has a single exon. The record is from RefSeq and is a predicted model, not a curated record. The coding region runs from base 1 to 261 and encodes 86 amino acids.
AUGGUGUCCCAGUUGUUCGAAGAAAAGGCCAAGGCCGUUAAUGAGUUGCCAUCUACGCCAGAUACCGAUGAAUUGUUGAAACUGUACGCUCUAUACAAACAGGCUACUUCCGGUGACAACACUAAGGAGAAACCAGGUAUUUUCAACAUGAAGGAUCGUUACAAGUGGGAUGCUUGGGAAGAAAUAAAGGGAACUUCUCAACAGGAUGCCGAAAACCAAUACAUCGAAUUUGUUGACUCCUUGAUUGCCAAAUACAAAUAG